Molecule: messenger RNA, 1635 nt
Organism: Fonsecaea multimorphosa CBS 102226
Lineage: Eukaryota; Fungi; Ascomycota; Eurotiomycetes; Chaetothyriales; Herpotrichiellaceae
Exons: 6
Coding region: 1-1635 (544 amino acids)
Molecular function (GO): monooxygenase activity; oxidoreductase activity, acting on paired donors, with incorporation or reduction of molecular oxygen; heme binding
Source: RefSeq, a predicted model, not a curated record
AUGAUGGUCACCUCGCCCCAGCUGGCCGCAGCAGGCACCGUGCUCGGCGUGGUCUCGCAUCUGGCAUACUUCAUCCACGGCGAACACCACCGUCAGGCCUUCCAGUAUUUUGUCGCCUUUUUCACCUUCCCCGUCAUUGCGACCGCCGCGCAGCAGCUCGCUCUGGGCAUCCCCUUCGUGGCCGCCGUUCAGCAGACCACCAUCUUCUACGCCACCUACCUGACGGGACUGUACUCGAGUGUUUUCCUCUACCGAGCGUUUUUCCACCGACUCCAUUCGUUCCCGGGCCCGUUUGGCGCAAAGAUCUCGAAACUGUGGCACGUCUGGAAUGUCGCGCCGACCAUUAAAAAUUACAAGUUUUUGACCCGCAUGCACCAGAAAUACGGGACUUUUGUUCGCACCGGACCAUGUGAAGUCUCCACGAUCCAUCCCGACGCCAUCGAAGUGCUCUACGGAGCUGGCUCCAAAUGCACCAAAGGCGCCGGCUAUGAGAGCAACUCGGACUUGACUUCGAUGCAUCAGGCAAGGUCAAGAGUACAUCAUGACAUGCGACGCAAAGCGUGGGCUCGUGGCUUCACUCAAAGCUCACUGCGAGACUACGAACCUCGUGUCGAACGCUACACACAAAGCCUCGUCGAACAGAUCCGGGCCUUUUCCGGCCAGCCAAUCAAUGCCGCACAGUGGUUCAACUACUACAGCUUCGAUGUCAUGGGGGAUCUCGCCUUCGCCAAGGACUUUGACAUGCUCAAGAACGGGCAGAAGCACUGGGCCAUCGAGAUCCUCAACGGCGGACAGCGCGGGAUCGGCAUCUUCGGACCAGUCCCCUGGCUGUUCAUCAUCAUGAGCAACAUCCCGCCGGUGGUCAAGGAGUUCAAAAAGUUCAUCAAGUUCUGCGAGGACAUGAUGGAGGAGAGGAUGAAGAUGAAGGUCGACAGACCGGACAUCUCCUCUUGGAUCUUGCAGUCGCCGCCCAUGACGGGCACCCAUUUCAGCGAAAAGGCCUGGCUCACCGGCGACACGCGGCUCAUUAUCGUGGCCGGAAGUGACACCACGGCGGCGACGCUGACCCACCUUUUCUACCAUCUGGCCAAAGAUCAAUCCCAGCUCGAACUGCUGCGGGAAGAGGUUGAAUCUUUGAAGGGCGACCUUGACGCCUCCAAGUUGGUGACUCUCAAGCAUUUGAACGGCGCGAUCAAUGAGGCCCUUCGACUUCACCCGCCUGUCCCCAGUGGAGUUGCCCGCCUCACGCCCCCAGAAGGCAUCACCAUCGGAGGCACAUACAUUCCCGGUGGUGUCAAUAUACUGGCGCCUUCAUAUCCCUUGUUUCGAUCCCCAGAAUGUUACGAACACCCAGACGAAUUCAUUCCCGAGCGAUGGUAUAGCAAGCCAGAAUUGCUGAAGCGCAGCGAUGCGUUUGCUCCUUUCCUGAUCGGGCCGUAUUCAUGUAUCGGCAAACAGCUUGCCUUGAUGGAGAUCCGCUCUGUGACUGCCCAAAUCCUCUUGAACUUCGACGUCUCAUUCGCGCCCGGUGAGGACGGAACCACACUGCUGGAGAAGACGCUGGACACUUUUACGAUGGAGCUGGCACCGUUGAACCUGUGCUUCAAGCCGCGGAAGCAGGAGGUCGAGGCUUGA